AUGGCUAGUCCUGAGGAAGUGGAGCACGGUGGUGAUAAGGCGGCAAUGUUUGUGGCUUGGGAGGAUCUCACGGUGGUGAUUCCAAACUUCGGUGAAGGACCGACAAAGAGAUUAUUGAAUGGAGUGAGUGGUUAUGGAAGAUUAGCAGGGAAUGUUGUGAUGAGUGGCAACGUUCUUGUCAAUGGCAAGAAGAGAAGGCUCGACUUCGGUGCUUCUGCUUAUGUGACACAAGAAGAUGUGUUGCUAGGAACCUUGACAGUGAGAGAAUCCAUAACUUACUCAGCUCAUCUCAGGCUCCCAUCAAAGCUGACCAGAAAAGAGAUCAGUGACAUUGUGGAAGCUACAAUCACCGAGAUGGGUCUGCAAGAUUGUUCAGACAGGGCUAUUGGAAACUGGCAUAUGCGCGGGAUAAGCGGAGGAGAGAAGAAACGGCUCAGUAUUGCGCUCGAGGUCUUAACCAAACCGAGUCUCCUCUUCCUAGACGAGCCCACGAGUGGAUUGGACAGUGCCUCGGCUUUCUUUGUGGUUCAGAUUCUCAGAAACAUCGCUAGCAAUGGCAAAACCGUGAUCUCUGCGAUUCAUCAGCCGAGUGGUGAGGUUUUCGCACUCUUUGAUGACCUGCUACUGCUCUCUGGAGGAGAAACCGUUUACUUUGGAGAUGCAAAAUCUGCAACGAAGUUCUUUGGUGAAGCGGGGUUUCCAUGUCCAAGCAGAAGGAAUCCAUCAGACCACUUUCUUCGCUGUGUCAAUUCAGAUUUCGAUGACGUCACAGCAACUAUGGUUGAAUCUCAGAGAAUCCACGAUUCUUCUUUCUCUCUUUACCAACUGCAUGAAACGUCAAACACAUUAGAUCCCCUGGAUGAUACACCAGCAUCAGAAGCUAAAACAAUACUUGUCAGAAAGUUCAAGUGUUCAGAAUAUGCAGCAGCUUCAAGAGCAAGAAUCCAAGACAUAACAUCAAUCAAGGGACUUGUCAACGAGAUGCAAAGUGGGAGUCAAACAAACUGGUGGAAACAACUCAGAGUACUUACUCAGCGAUCUCUCAUCAACAUGAGUAGAGACUUGGGGUACUACUGGAUACGGAUCGGCGUCUACGUAGUGUUAUCCAUCUGCGUCGGCUCUGUCUUCUUCAACGUCGGGAAAAACCACAAAAACGUCAUGAGUACUGCAGCUUGCGGCGGGUUCAUGGCAGGUUUCAUGACGUUUAUGUCAAUAGGAGGUUUUCAAUCCUUCAUUGAAGAAAUGAAGGUGUUUUCUCGGGAAAGGCUCAAUGGACACUAUGGGGUUGCAGUGUACACAAUGUCUAACUUACUCUCCUCGUUACCUUUCAUAAUCCUCAUGUGCGUCAGCACCACCUCCAUCACUAACUACAUGGUGAAGUUCCAACCCUCGGCUUCUCAUUUUUUCUACAACUGUCUCGACCUCAUCAGUGCCAUUGCAACCGUCGAGAGUUGCAUGAUGAUGAUAGCUUCACUGGUUCCUAACUUCUUGAUGGGAGUCAUCAUAGGAGCUGGCUACAUUGGAAUCAUGGUCUUGACGGCGGGUUUUUUCCGACUGUUCCCCGACUUACCUAUGGUGUUCUGGCGAUACCCUGUGUCCUACCUAAACUAUGGUGCGUGGGCUCUACAGGGAGCAUUCAAGAAUGAGAUGAUCGGAGUUGAGUAUGAUUCUCCAUUACCUCUGGUGCCGAAAAUGAAAGGGGAGCUCAUUCUUGAAACCGUUCUAGGCAUAAAUCCAGCAAACUCCAAGUGGUUGGAUCUAGCUGUUGUGAUGAUGAUUCUCAUUGCGUAUAGGCUUUUCUUCUUCGCCAUCCUCAAGUUCAAGGAAACGAUUUUCCCAUUGAUCCACAUGUCGUACACAAAGAGAACUCUGAGACACAUCCAGAAAAGACCUUCUUUCAGGAGAAAGACACCUUUCUCUUCCAACCGAUACCAUGUUCAGCACGCGCUCUCUUCUCAAGAAGGACUUAACUCUCCACUGCAAUAG
Molecule: messenger RNA, 1986 nt
Organism: Thlaspi arvense
Lineage: Eukaryota; Viridiplantae; Streptophyta; Magnoliopsida; Brassicales; Brassicaceae
Source: the annotation of a GenBank genome assembly